This is a messenger RNA of Perkinsus marinus ATCC 50983, 1620 nucleotides long. RefSeq names its product Isocitrate lyase, putative. Bases 1 to 1620 code for a protein of 539 amino acids. Gene Ontology annotation, molecular function: isocitrate lyase activity. Lineage: Eukaryota; Perkinsozoa; Perkinsida; Perkinsidae. The record is from RefSeq and is a predicted model, not a curated record. The transcript has a single exon. Gene Ontology annotation, biological process: carboxylic acid metabolic process.
AUGUCGUGCCCCACUACUCUUGCUGAUGUUGCCGAGUUGAACCAGUGGUGGUCAUCAUCCCGCUGGAAGGCAACGUGUAGACCUUACACUGCUGAGGACGUCGCUCGUCUACGUGGCAAUAAGGAUGUCCGGUCGACCUAUCCAUCUAACGCCAUGGCAAAGAAGCUUUGGUCGUUACUAACGGAGGCAAGGGAUAGAGGCACCUUCAUCAAAAGUCUCGGGGUGCUGGAUCCUGUGCAGGCCAUACAAGCAUCCAAGUACCUCGAUGCUCUCUAUAUAUCUGGUUGGCAGUGUGCGACGACAUGUUCUUCAAACACGGAACCAGGACCAGAUUUCGGAGAUUACCCCUCUAAUACUGUUCCUGACAAGGUGGAGCAGAUCUUCAGGGCUCAGUGUUUUCACGACAAGAGCCAAACACUCCAGCAGUCCAAUCGUAACGGGUUUGAUGCUCAACAUCAGACAGACUUUCUAGCACCACUUAUUGCUGAUGGAGAUAGUGGUCAUGGUGGUAUUACUGCCGUUAUGCGGUUGACUAAGAUGAUGAUCGAGAAGGGAGCUGCAGGCAUACAUCUAGAAGACCAGAAGGCAUCCACGAAGAAAUGUGGCCAUUUGGGUGGUAAGGUUCUAGUUUCUACCAGGGAACACGUAGAGAGGCUCGUUGCGGCCCGGUUGACGGCCGAUAUUCUUGGUACGGAUACCAUCAUCAUAGCGAGGACUGAUGCCGAGAUAGCCACCCUUCUCGACAAUAACGUCGACGACCGCGACCAUCCCUUCAUUUUGGGAGCCACAAAUCCACAAAUCACAAAUGACCUACCCAUGAGAUACAUUGUCGAUAAUGCUAUCAGAAAUGGCCGUUCUGAUGAAAUACCAACGCUCGAGGCGGAAUGGAUUGACAAGGCGCAUCUGUGCACCUUCCCUGAGCUUAUCUCGAUGAAGUUGAGGGAGAUGGGGAAGCCUACUGAGGUAUGGGAUGAGAUUUGUUUGUCGAUGGGCAUACGUGAGAUGAGGUCGGAAGCUAGGAAUUUGCUCGGUGAUGAUCUGCCCUACUGGUGUUGGGAUGCUCCUCGUACUCGAGAGGGUUUCUACCGCAUACAAGGUGGUACGAAGAUGUGUAUAAGUCGUAGUCGUUCAUUUGCUCCGUACGCCGAUAUGACGUGGAUGGAAGCCAAGAGACCAGACUAUGCUCAGGCCAAGGAGUUCACCAUGGGCGUCAGGAAGAUCCACAGCACUGCGAUGUUCGCCUAUAACGUAUUUCCGAGUCUAUUCUGGGAUAAGAUGGGUAUGUCUGAUGCUGAGAUCCGCGACUUCCAGACCAAGAUAGGUAAACUCGGAUUCGUUUUUCAGUUCAUCCCACUGGCGGGUUUCCACGUGUCGGGUCUGCACAUGGAUCUAUUGGCCAGAAGUUAUCGUGAGGAUGAUAUGUUGGCUUAUAUGAGAGAGGUCCAGAGGGUUGAGAGGGAUAAUGGCAUCGAAUUACUAGCCCACCAGAAGUGGUCCGGUGCAGACUACGUCGACACUGCUGUAUCAAUCGUCACUAGUGGCUCAUCUGCUACCACCACUACUUCUCGUCUCGCUGGGAUUUUCACGGAGCGUGAUCUAGAGGAAAAUGCCGCCGCUUAG